Messenger RNA from Pyrenophora tritici-repentis Pt-1C-BFP, 1140 nucleotides. Its product is annotated as EutG, Alcohol dehydrogenase, class IV. Gene Ontology annotation, cellular component: mitochondrion. Gene Ontology annotation, molecular function: alcohol dehydrogenase (NAD+) activity; metal ion binding. Lineage: Eukaryota; Fungi; Ascomycota; Dothideomycetes; Pleosporales; Pleosporaceae. The record is from RefSeq and is a predicted model, not a curated record.
AUGACAGACGCAACAAAUUAUCCCCUGUCCGGUCUCUGGCAGCCCACGCAACUUCAGAGACUGCAUUAUGGACCCGACUCUGUCAAACAGCAUCUACUGUCCUGUCUUCCUAAAGAGUCCAGCAAAGCAUUCAUCAUCACCGGUAACUCACUCGCCAACAAAACACCCCUCGUAAAACAAGUCGAGGAACUUCUGGGCUCGCGACACGCAGGCACCUUUUCCAAAAUCGGAGAACAUGCACCAGUCGCACAACUCGACGAAGCAACCAAGUUAGUAAAGAAAGAUGAUAGCAUCGAUACCGUCAUCUCUGUCGGUGGCGGAAGCCCCAUUGACAGCGCCAAAGCAAUCAGCUACCGUCUACACGAAAAGACUGGAAAUUACCUCUACCACAUCUCUAUACCAACCACGCUGAGUGCAAGUGAAUGCACAUUCAUGGCCGGCUACACGCAAUCCGACGGCGUGAAAACCGGUGUCAGAGGCAAAGAACUAGUCCCAAGCGUUGUAAUCUACGAUUCCAAGUUUGCUCUUCACACACCCGAGCGUCUUUGGAUGAGCACAGGCAUGCGUGCCAUGGAUCAUGCCAUUGAGUUACUGUAUCAUCCCACCGCCACGGAGAUGCCUGCGCGGUGGCUCACUCUACAAUCUGCGGCCACGUUGUUCGAGAUUCUGCCCCUGUAUAAGAAGGACCCCAAGAACGAGAAUAUAAUUACGAAGCUACAGCUUGCGGCUUUUGCGUCGCUGGGAUUUAUGGGGUAUAACAUGAAGGGCGGGUUGGGACUGAGCCAUGCGCUGGGGUAUGCACUUGGCUCACCGUAUUCGAUUCCUCAUGGCAUUACGUCUUGUCUUACGCUGGGGCAUGUGGUCAAGCUCAAAGCUCAGGAUCCUGCUGCUGCAGAGCAGAUUGUGAGGUUGUUGCCGUUUAUUGGCGAGAGUGCGUCGGGUGAUGUGAAGAAAGAUGCGGAUAGGGUUGGGGAGAGGGUUUUGCAGUUGGUAAAGGACCUGGAACUGGACAGUGAUUUGAGCAAGUACAAGGUUGGCAAGGAUCAGAUUCCGAUUAUCACGGAGCGAGCUACUGGGGGGCAGAAGGAGGGCCAAGUUUAUGAGGCUGUGGAGGGUUUGGUCAAAGGGCUUUUUGCUUGA